CCAUUUCCCGUCCGGCGCCCGUGGCCGCGCCUCUCCCUCGGCCUGGCAGGGCUGCCGUGGGGAGCCGGCGCGGAGCGGAGCGGAGCCGAGCCCGCAGGGAUGCCGCCUGCUGCCAGGGAUUGCUGAAGCUCUGAAGAGGAGGAGUAACAAAAGCUAAUCAGAGUUCUGACAGAAAUGGUUUUUCCCUGGAAUUUCCCCUGGAAUUUCACUGGCAUUGAUAGAUCUGCAGAGGACAUCCAGAUUUAGACAACUGUGCAAACUCGGGGAUAAACCUGUUUUGUCACAUUUUUCUUACAUAUUCUAAGGUGCUAAACAUAUAACUUGGCUUUGAAUAUGCAUCAUGUAAGAUACGUGUGUUGUUCAGCAUACAGAGCCAUACACGAGUCACUUCAGAUUCCAAGAGUGGGAUAGUUGUUAUUCGUGACAGCAUGUACAGCAGAGAUCGAAGGUACAGAAGCAAAAUGUUUAUUUCACAGUCAGUAGGUUACAUUUCUUAAUCACUAUGGAAACACCGAUGGGUGGGCCAGUGCAUUUUUGUCAACUUGUGUACAUCAGCAUUCUGUCUACAGCUUGUUGCAGCUUGCCUGAAAGGUUUCUGGGAGGGCCACCUCACAACCUACAAAUGCAAUCUUGCAAUUUUCAGCACAUUUUGUCCUGGCAGGCAAAAAGCGAUCCAACUGUGCCAACAUACUAUCGUGUGCUGUACACUGACCGCAGGAACUGGAAGACUGCUAAACAAUGUUCAGAUAUUACACAGCUCUCCUGUAAUCUGACAGAUGAUUUUAAAGAUAUUUUCGCUUACUAUUCUGUAUUGGUUCAGAGCUUCACAGGAACUGAAGUGUUAAAUUCUUCUGUACUUCAUUUUAUGCCACUUAGUGACACGUUCCUAGGACCACCAGAAGUUAAUAUCAGUUCCUGUCUAAACUGCAUAAGUGUUACCAUAAAGCUGCCAACCUCUCAUGCCAGAAAAAAUGAAAAGCUACAGUCUUUAAUUGAUAUAUAUAAAGAGCUUGAUUAUGGUAUAACACUGAAAACACUUGAUGGAGAGCAUAAGAGGCCACGUGAGAAAACCACUGAAGAAAUUUUUACUACGGUCAUUGAAGAAUUGUAUCCAAAUAGAAAUUACUGUGUGUCUGUUAUGGUCACUGCAUCUCUAAACAAACAUUCCAUCCCAUCAGCCUGGAAAUGUGUAACUGCAGACUCUGUAGCUCAACAAGAUUAUCAUACAGUUGGAAUUGCAGGUGCUAUAUGUUUUUCACUGAUGGUAGCUGGUGCCCUGAAGUGUAUGCAUGCAGGAGGUUAUAUUCUUCAAAAAAAAUCACUUCCACGUACCUUGGUAUUCAUUAGGACGUUAGCCUAUUCACCUUGGACAUUUGAAUCUGAAGAAAUAGCCUCUGUAGAGAUCAUUUACAAAGAGGUUAAAAAAAAGGCAAAUGAAUCCAUUGGUGGCAUCAGUGAUGAAGAUGACAGCGAUGACAGUGACAGCGGUGCCAUAAGUAACCAUGACUAUACAAGGCGUGGUAUCAUAAGUAGAGUACCUCAUUCCUCUGACACAACAAAUGUAUUUGUGCCGUACUCUACAAAUAGUACAUGUGACAACAGCAGCAGCCAGGCAAGUGAAAAUCCAGACGCUGACCCAGAAGAUUUUGAAGAGCAUGAGAUGGACAUUGAAGAAGACAACACAAGUAGUGAGUUACUUAAUCCUUUCUCUGAGGUAAAUUGUAACUAUUCUUCUAGACAAAGGAACAGUGCUUGCUUUACCAUUAACUUGAAAACUGUGCUGUUGGGAACCUCUGAAGAGAAUGUGGAUAGUUCUGUAGCUCUUCUUUCAUCCCAAGAAGGUCCAGUUGACUGGCAAUGUACUUGUGAUUUUGAAGCAAAACUGGAUAACACAGAAAGUGUGCAGAAACCACACUGUCCUAGCAGCUCUCGUGAAUGGCAAAAUUCCUCCCGUUCUUCUGAUGAAAGUGACUCAUCAGAUUCAGAUAUGGACCAAAAAACUGAAUACAUAAGAAGAUGAAUAAGUGAGAACCACUAUUACUUUAUAACAUAUGAAUUGAUGUUGUCCAACUUUUAUUUCUGGACUCAACAUACAGAUCUUGUCUUAUUCUUUUCUUAACAUUCUGUGAGUAUAUGCCUGAACACUGAAAAUACACAGCACUCAUUUUUAACAAAUAUUUCUCUGAUCUCUCCAGGUUGCUCCAGGUAUGAUUCAGAUUGGAUUAUCCACAGAGAAACAAAAAUGACUGUUCAGAUGCAGCAGAAAGAGUAGUUAUUUCAUUUUGCAGUUUGAUAGUGAAUUAUACCUUUUAGCUGUUAUAAAGUAAAUAUUUUCUCUAACUCAAGUGAGAAGUUAGUUUGCCUUACAAGGAGUUGUAAGUGGCAGGUUGCUCAACCAGACUGCUUUUUUAAUUUUCCUUUUUUAUUCUUUAGCUCUGUUGAUGGAUUACUCUGAAACCUGUUUUACUGGAUGGAUUGCUAUAUUCAAGUCAGUGGACUGAUUUCUAUGUUUGUGCAGGGAAAGAUGAUCAAUUGAAAUAAUGGAGGCAGAGAUAAGAAUACUCACAAAAGAGUUUUUACUGUGAAUCAAGGCAUUAAAUACACGUCUUUAUAAUUUUUAAUAUAAUUUUGUGCCAUUAUUGAAUACUGCACUUAUUUUUAAAAAUAUGACAUUUAAAAGUUACUGCAGUGUACAAUUAUAUUUUAACAUUUGUGCUUCAUAAAAAGAAAUUUUUUUCAUA
Molecule: messenger RNA, 2741 nt
Organism: Harpia harpyja (harpy eagle)
Lineage: Eukaryota; Metazoa; Chordata; Aves; Accipitriformes; Accipitridae
Gene: IFNAR2
Product: interferon alpha and beta receptor subunit 2
Exons: 10
Coding region: 503-2020 (505 amino acids)
Molecular function (GO): protein binding; interleukin-22 receptor activity
Source: RefSeq, a predicted model, not a curated record